GGAACAUGUGUUGAGAGUCUCAUAGAUUUUUUAUCUGCACUGAUCUGAGGAAGUACCCCUGCAAAGCUUCUUCUGCAAUACAAAAUGAUUGGCAUCUUGUUUCUCAUCAUCCACACGUGUGCAUACCUGGUGCAUGCUGGAGGGUCAGGAAGUGCGGAGGCUGCAGCAGCUGUGAACCCAGGAAUGAUGAAUGCUGGGGUGGGGGCAGAAGCAGCUAACCCAGGCGGCCUCAAUAACCUGCUUUUAAAUGGACAAGCCCAGCUGGCUCAGCUGGUGCCUGUUCCUUCGACAUUUUUCGUCCAGCAACCUGGCCUCCCCAUUGGCCAGGUCGGAGUUCCUGCGGGGUCCAACAUGGCCCUGCAGCAGGGUGCAAAUACACAGCUAUUUGCAAUUGUACCAGUAAAUAAUGUCGGAGGUCAACAGAUCCCAGGGUUGCAGGUUCCAGGCCUACCUAUGUUCAACCAGGCACAGCAGUUUCAGAUUGUGCCCGUGGGUGGGAGAAACAUGAUGUUGCCGGGGAUGGGGGCUCAGACUGCUUUGGGACAUAAUGGACACAAUGUGAAGCGUUCAGUACCUGAAGAGCCAACCCCAGAAACUGCACCCUCAGAGAUGCAGGAAAUAUCCACUGUUUCAACAACGCCAUCAUCUCUUGCUGAGGCUUUAAAGCUUCCUCUUUUUCCGUUCAAAGUGAAUCCAGCAGACCCCGAGUGCUCAGAGGAUGAACCUGCUGUGCCUGAGACUGAGAAAGUGACCAUGGAAGAAUCUUCUGGUUUGGGUGAAAUUUCAUGGAGUGAAAUGACCCCCAUUGCCUGAGGUCAUUGGACAGGGCCCAGGAAAGCAAUACAUAAUGCACAGUCAUACAUAGAAGUAAUGUGCUAACAGGUUGAAUGAUCUAGAGACUGGAACACAGGCAGCUUAUUAUUUACAUUCAAGCAAAUUGUUAGUCUUCAUCUAAAGUCUUGUUUUCAGCUUUGGAUAAAUAUGAGGCUUUUUCAUAGAACUGUUCAUGUUUUUAUUUCAUAUUGUAUCAUGCGUAUAUGUUGUAUUUAAAUGUAUCUGCAAAAUAAAUGAAAA
Molecule: messenger RNA, 1074 nt
Organism: Anguilla rostrata (American eel)
Lineage: Eukaryota; Metazoa; Chordata; Actinopteri; Anguilliformes; Anguillidae
Exons: 10
Coding region: 85-813 (242 amino acids)
Source: RefSeq, a predicted model, not a curated record